Molecule: messenger RNA, 237 nt
Organism: Drechmeria coniospora
Lineage: Eukaryota; Fungi; Ascomycota; Sordariomycetes; Hypocreales; Ophiocordycipitaceae
Exons: 1
Coding region: 1-237 (78 amino acids)
Source: RefSeq, a predicted model, not a curated record
AUGCCGACCUUUCUCUCUCUCGUCCCCGCCACGUCUGCCUCAUACCCCCAGGCUCCGGUAAGCCGUGCCGGCGGCAGCAACGAAACCUCGGCGGUGCCAGCGGAGCCAUCGUUGCGGCGGUCGUCCAGCAGCGCCAGCACCACAGGCUACCGGGUCUUGAAGCUCGGUCCCGUCCACUGGGGCGAGCACCUGGACGAGCACAAGGAGGACUUUUACGAUACGGCAGCCACUCCGUGA